Molecule: messenger RNA, 2024 nt
Organism: Panicum hallii
Lineage: Eukaryota; Viridiplantae; Streptophyta; Magnoliopsida; Poales; Poaceae
Product: probable polygalacturonase
Exons: 5
Coding region: 249-1757 (502 amino acids)
Biological process (GO): carbohydrate metabolic process
Molecular function (GO): polygalacturonase activity
Source: RefSeq, a predicted model, not a curated record
CCCCACCCCCCGGAUGUUCGGCUCGCGUCGGCUUCACUCAAACGGCUCUUCCAUCUUAUAAACCUCCGCAUCCUCCCAUGGCGGAAAUUCUCGCCCUCCCUCACCUUCCCCAUCUUCCUCCUCCCGCCUUCGCGGAACCCGAGCCCCCCGCGUCCUGCCCCACCUACUGAGCUCAACCGCCGUGCCCUAGGUCGCGAGAUCUCGGGGAGCGGAGCCCCGCGGCAGCCGGGAACAGGGACCGCGGCGCGAUGGUGGAGACGGGCGCCGGGAGGCUCCACCAACGCCGGGGCGCGGCAGCCUUCGUCGCAGCCAAAAAGACGCUGCUGGCCGCCGCGUGGGUCGUCGGGUUCGCGCUGGUGUUCCUGUGGCAGAGCGCCUCGAUAUCCCUGAGGAGCGGCGGCGCCCGCGGGGGCAGCGGCAGCGGGGGCGUGCUCCUCGGGCUCCUGUCGGCGCCGCUCCCGCCGCUGCGCCCCGCGCCGCGGCUGCGCCCGGCGGCCUACAACCUUACGGACUUCGGCGGCGUUGGGGACGGGCGGGCGCUCAACACCGGGGCGUUCGAGCGCGCCGUCGAGGCCAUCUCGGCGCUCGCGGAGCGCGGCGGCGGGCAGCUCAAUGUGCCCCCCGGCCGGUGGCUCACGGCGCCGUUCAACCUGACCAGCCACAUGACGCUAUUUCUCGCCGAGGGCACUGAGAUCCUUGGCAUUCCGGACGAGAAGUACUGGCCAUUGAUGCCAGCGUUGCCAUCCUAUGGAUAUGGACGGGAGCGCAAAGGGCCUCGCUUUGGAAGUCUCAUUCAUGGACAGAAUUUGAGAGAUGUUGUAAUUACAGGACACAAUGGUAGCAUAAAUGGCCAAGGUGAAGUUUGGUGGAUGAAGCAUCGCAGAAGAAUGCUGAAUAACACGAGACCUCCUCUUGUGCAGCUGAUGUGGUCCAAGGACAUUAUUGUUGCAAACAUAACAUUGCGAAAUUCACCUUUCUGGCACUUUCAUCCAUAUGAUUGCACAAACGUAACCGUUUCAAAUGUUACUAUCUUAUCUCCUGUUUCUGGCGCUCCAAACACAGAUGGCAUAGAUCCAGAUUCUUGUCAGGAUGUGCUCAUUGAGAAUUGCUAUAUAUCUGUUGGUGAUGAUGCAAUAGCUGUAAAGAGCGGUUGGGAUCAAUAUGGAACUGCAUACGGACGCCCAUCUUCGAACAUUUCAAUCCGCAAUGUAACUGCCCGUUCUCUUGUGAGUGCUGGAAUUUCAAUUGGUAGUGAGAUGUCUGGUGGUGUUGCAAAUGUUACUGUGGAGAAUGUCCGCAUCUGGGAGUCAAGGAGAGGUGUGAGGAUAAAGACUGCUACAGGAAGAGGCGGUUACAUCCGUAACAUCUCCUACCGCAACAUAACCUUCGACAAUGUCCGUGCUGGGAUUGUGAUAAAGGUUGACUACAAUGAGCAUGCUGAUGAUGGGUAUGAUCGGAAUGCCUUCCCUGACAUCACGAGCAUAUCGUUUAAGGAAAUCCAUGGGCGGGGUGUUCGGGUGCCUGUUCGUGCUCAUGGCAGCGACGUUAUCCCCAUAAAGGAUAUCAGCUUCCAGGACAUGUCUGUAGGCAUCAGCUACAAGAAGAAGCACAUCUUCCAGUGCUCCUACGUCGAAGGGCGUGUCAUUGGGUCCGUGUUCCCGAAACCAUGUGAGAAUCUGGACGUCUAUAAUGAGCAAGGGCAGCUUGUCAAGCGGGCAGUAUCCUUGAAUAGCACAGAGCUUGACUAUGAUAUCUGAGGCACAUACUACAGCGAUGGUAGGGAGUAGUGGAAAUGGGUGCUCUCUACCCUCUGAAAUCAAUUCUCUCCCGCUUUCUAUGUUUUUUUCUCUAGAAUUGUAAAUAGCAAAAACAGAGGAGAUUCUCCUCGUCAUAGAUUUGCUGCUUGCAGUGGCUGAUUGUAUCUCACCAGUGAUUUAGCCAUCAGCAUUUUGCAUUGGCAGAACCUCUCCUGGAGACAAAUCUAUGCUGUCAAUAUAGUUUACGCAUGAAGACUCUAUAGUGUA